Leishmania braziliensis MHOM/BR/75/M2904 is the source of this 1500-nucleotide messenger RNA. Its product is annotated as aldehyde dehydrogenase, mitochondrial precursor. Lineage: Eukaryota; Euglenozoa; Kinetoplastea; Trypanosomatida; Trypanosomatidae. The transcript has a single exon. The coding region runs from base 1 to 1500 and encodes 499 amino acids. Gene Ontology annotation, molecular function: aldehyde dehydrogenase (NAD+) activity. The record is from RefSeq and is a predicted model, not a curated record.
AUGCUGCGCGCGACCCUCACUCGCCUGGAGGUGGCCCCCAAGGUCACGCACAUUCAAGACAAGCUGCUGAUCAACGGCAAGUUCGUGUCAGCCAUGUCUGGUAAGACGUUUGAGGUUGUGAACCCCGCAAACGAGAAGGUGAUCGCGACCGUUGCGGAGGCCGGGAAGGCGGAUGUGGACCUUGCGGUGAAGGCUGCCCGCCAUGCCUUCGAGUCUUUCCGUACGACCGACUGCCACUGGCGCCGCAAUCUGAUGUUGCGUCUGGCAGACAUCCUGGAGAAGAACGGCAAGGAGAUGGCUGCACUGGAGAGCCUGGACAACGGCAAGCCGUACGAAGUAGCGCUGAACGUGGACGUGGCACUUUCUGUCGAGUGCUUUCGGUACUGCGCUGGGUUCGCGGACAAGGUGGAUGGCAGCGUGCCGCCGCGCUCCGGCAACUUCCUUGGUGUCGUGAAGCGCCAGCCAAUCGGCGUGUGCGGCCAGAUCAUCCCGUGGAACUUCCCGCUACUGAUGGCUGCCUUCAAGCUCAGCCCUGCGCUUGCUUUGGGCAACGCGGUUGUGCUAAAGCCCGCGGAGCAGACGCCACUGAGCGCGCUGCGGCUUGGCGAGAUGGUGAUGGAGGCUGGCUUCCCGGACGGCGUGCUGAACAUCCUGCCAGGCUUCGGCGCGACUGCCGGUGCGGAGAUUGCGCGUCACAUGGACGUGGAUAAGGUUGCCUUCACCGGCUCGACCGCUGUUGGCCGAGAGGUGAUGCGGAUGGCGGCGGAGACCAACCUGAAGAAGGUGUCACUGGAGCUUGGCGGCAAGUCUGCGCUGAUCGUGUGCGAGGACGCCGAUGUGGAGGAGGCGGCGCAGGUGGCCACCACUGGCGUCUACUUCAACACGGGCCAGGUGUGCACGGCGUCGUCACGGAUUUACGUGCACGAAUCGGUGUAUGACCAGUUUGUGUCGUGCCUGCGCAGGAAUGCAGAGGCGUGCAAGGUGGGACCAGGAAACAACACGGCGAACAACAUGGGCCCGCUGGUCUCGAAGAAGCAGCAGGAGCGCGUACUCGGGUACAUCGACGACGGCGUGAAGGCUGGCGCGACGGUGGUGACUGGCGGCAAGAAGAUCGGUGACACGGGCUACUUCGUGCAACCGACCAUCUUUGCAGACGUGAAGGAGGACAUGCGGAUCUGUAAGGAGGAGAUCUUCGGCCCCGUAACUUGCGUGAUGAAGUUCAAGGACAUGGAUGAGGUCGUGAAGCGCGCGAACGACACCAUCUACGGACUGGCUGCCGGCAUCUGCACGCGCAGCAUGGACACUGCGCUCCGCUACUCCACAUACCUCAACGCCGGCACGGUGUGGGUGAACACCUGGAACAAUUUCUGCGCCACGAUGCCGUUUGGCGGCUUCAAGCAGAGCGGCAUUGGCCGCGAGCUGGGCAAGGACGCCAUUGAGCUGUACACGGAGCCGAAGGCGAUCCACUUUGCCCUCAAGGGACCUAUCGUCAAGCCGUGA